UUAACGUUUUAUUUUUAAAACUGCCCAAAACAAAAAGCACGGAACUGUUGGCUGUUAUUUUUUAUUUAGUAAAUUAUAUUUUUGAAUAAUUAUUAUUAAACACUUUUUAUUAAUUGUUUGAUCAGUGCAAUGGAUUCUAUUACAAGUACCGAUGAUUUGAAUAUUGAAACAAAAUUGCGGCAAGAGAACAUUAUUUUGGACAUAAUAAAAGAAGUUUGUUGUGCUUCUGAUACUAAAUUAUCGUCUAAACUAAUUGGUAAAGUUAAUAGAAUUAUAGCGGACUGUGAUCUUACUCAUCAUUCUAGCCUACACAAACUCUCGACAGCUGAUGAAAGUACAGCAACUGUUUUAGGGUUUAUGAACCAGACAGCAACAGAGUUAACCUUUGAUGAGCAAACAGAAUUAAAUGAAGCUAUUUUGAAUAGAAUACAAACUAAACUACCAAUAUAUAACGCUGAAUUAAAUCAACUGCAGCAGGCAAUAGGAGCUAAAAAAUCUCACAAAAAUACCAUACAAGAAUUACAUAAAAGCUUAGAUGAUAAAAUUACUAUAUUGAAAGAGCAGGAGAAUGAAAAGGUGGAUUUAAUGAUGGAAUGGCUUAAUCAUAGAUUGAACUAUGUUUCGACAUUUACAAAUAAUACUACUGAACUUUUGACACUAAAAACUAAAAUAUUGGAAGUUAAAUCAAGAAUUAUGCAUUUGAACAUCUUGCAAAAUAUUUAUACGGAAACAAAUGAUUCUAUCAAAGCCUACACUGAAAUCCAUAAGGAUUUAAAAGACAGCAUCAAAGAAACCGAGCAAAGGAUUAAACAUUACAAAGAAAUUAUACAAAACAGUUAAUUAUUUAUUUUUCGUUGUAUUUGAUUAAAAUGCUUUUUAAUUUUAUUAAAGUAUGUCAUUAA
Molecule: messenger RNA, 902 nt
Organism: Pieris napi
Lineage: Eukaryota; Metazoa; Arthropoda; Insecta; Lepidoptera; Pieridae
Exons: 3
Coding region: 130-840 (236 amino acids)
Source: RefSeq, a predicted model, not a curated record